UCGUAAUUUCUGUGUAGAGUAGGCCUAACUCAGCUGUUCUCGUUGUUCUCAUCUCAGGCACUUCGUCUUCGUCAAACGUAAAAUACGGUAUUUUUUGUACAGUGCUGUUAUUUGGGAAUUCAUUAUCUCACUAACAUUGAAUUUCUAGCCAAGAAUCUUCAGGAGCAAAGGAGGCAGAUUAAGAUUGCGACUAGUCUAGCUAGGUCUAGGACAAAGUGGGAGGAAGAAGAAGAAUAUCUAGCCCGACCUUGGCUUGACUUGAGCUCACAAGGACGUACAGCUACGCUGCCCCGCCGUCCACUGCACCGCCUACCGACCGGUACCGAAGGCGAAGCGAAGCUCACGCCGCGCCGCUGCACUGCUUCGCAUUCAAGGCCAAGGGGUGGUAUUCUAAAAAAUCUUGAGUUAAUUAAUUCUACAAACACGUCCUACAGCAAGACAAGAUGGUGAAGAUACGAUACACGAUGCCAUUUUGGAGAUUCAGUACAUUUGCAAGGUUUCUGGUGUUCCUGGAUGGUGCGCUAUCCCUUGCUCUAUGGGUGACGGGCGGUCAUACAGCCUACAUGGAGAGCAGUGUCAUGCACUGGACUAUCCUGGGCUCCAUCUUUGAGCUGGCCUGCCUGGGUCUGUUCAAGAUGCUGUUUGUCUUCUACGCCUUCACCAAGAUGGAAGACGUCUCCCUGGCUCUCCUGGACUUCCCCUUUGACGCAUCUCUCAGAUCCUGUAAGAAAUCGAGCCAUAUCUUCACCAUCUUCUUCAGUCUCCUCAGCUUGGCCUACACAGCCACCAAGGGUGGCCUCGUCUUAAAUGCCAUUCUCAACGAUUCAUCAUAUGAACCGAUGCAUGUUACCUACAACGCCCUGGUCAUCUCUUCAGUUGUGUUCUCCUUCUUGGAGUUAAUCACAGCGUUGACAGGACCUCACUUCAUGCGUAAGCUACAGCUCAUCCGGAUUGAACACACAGUCAAUGACGAGGAUGAGGAGAAGGAGAAGAAAGGGAGCUCAGCUAAUCUGGGCAGAGUGUUGGCUCUCGCCAAACCUGAAGUAUGGUUGAUUUCGCUAGGAAUGGUGGGUUUGAUUGGGGCAAGUGCAUCAGCCAUGGCAGCCCCCCUCUUCUUUGGGAGAGUGGUGGAUGAGGCUGUCACUUCGACUUCGAUGGCCGGUGUGAACAAAGUCGUACUCAUCUUAUUCCUCAUCUUCCUUGGGGGCGCCAUUUGCUCUAUGAUCCGCUCGUGGUGCUUCACGCUCGCCGGGACGCGAGUGGUCUGCCGUCUGAGGAACACCCUGUUUGCUUCCAUCAUCAGGCAGGAGGUGGCGUUCUUCGAUACGAACCGCACGGGUGAACUCACGAGUCGGCUCUCCUCCGACACUCAGGUGGUGCAGAAUGCCGUCACGGUGAACAUUUCUAUGCUUGUGAGAUACUCUUUUCAAAUUCUGGGGUCGAUCGCAAUCAUGUUCAGUCAAAGUGCCGCCCUUACUGGUGUGUUACUCUCUGUAGUCCCUAUCAUAGCAAUUGGUGCAGUGCAGUAUGGACGAUAUGUCCAGGUAAUCCAGAAGAACUUUCAGGAUGCUCUUGGUGAUGCAGGUACUGCCGCAGAGGAAGCCCUGUCCAGCAUCAGGACCGUACGCUCAUUCAUAGGAGAACCCAAGGCCAUUCAAAGCUAUGAGAAAGAGAUUGGCAAGAGUUAUCAUUACGGCAAGAGGAUCGCUGCGGCAAAUGGUGUCUUCAAUGGCAUCGUUGGACUAGUCAUGCAGGGAGCUAUAGCACUUGUGCUUUGGUAUGGUGGCAAGUUGGUGUUUUUGAAUAAUCAAGACCCUACACAUACACAAGGCAUUACUGUUGGACAGCUUACAUCUUUCAUGCUUUACACUUUGAACGUGGCCAUGGCCUUCGCCUUCUUGUCUGCCCUCUACGGUGACUUCAUGAAAGCCGUAGGAGCGUCGGAGAGGAUCUUCAUGUUGAUGGACAGGAAACCGGAGAUCCCCGAAGAGGGAGGCCAAGAGAUCAUGGACUUUACCGGGGAGAUCUCUCUUGAAACGGUCACUUUCACUUAUCCAUCAAGACCAGAAACUAAGAUAUUACAGGAUGUCAGUUUUGAGGUACAGCCUGGUCAGAUGGUUGCCCUCGUAGGUCCAUCAGGGGGAGGCAAGUCUACCAUUGUCAAUCUAUUGGAGCGAUUCUACUUUCCAGAUUCUGGACAAGUCAAAUUCAGUGGUGUCGAUCUAGCAAGCCUUGAUCCAAGGUGGUUUAGACAAAGGGUCUCAUUAGUGAGUCAGGAACCAGUACUCUUUGCAUGCUCCAUCAGAGAUAACAUCUCGUACGGCAGGAGCGCUACAGAUGAUGAGAUCUAUGAAGCAGCUAAGAUGGCCAACGCACAUGAGUUUGUGACAGGUUUCGAGGAGGGGUACGACACCAUGGUCGGUGAGAGGGGGAUCAUGCUCUCGGGAGGUCAGAAGCAGCGACUGGCCAUCGCUAGAGCUCUUAUUAUGGAUCCUACGGUACUAUUGCUCGAUGAGGCAACGAGUGCCUUGGAUGCUGAGAGUGAGCAUCUGGUGCAGGAGGCUAUCGACAGGGCCAUGGUAGGGAGGACAGUGCUCGUCAUUGCUCAUCGACUCUCCACGGUCAAACAUGCAUCUCAGGUGAUCGUGAUCAAGAAGGGCAAGAUUGCUGAGAAGGGUACCCACCAGGAGCUACUUGACAAGGGCGGGGUCUAUAAGAAACUGGUCCUGAGGCAGCUUAGUACCGGUGGUGGGGGCGGGGCCGAGAUGGUCUCCAACGAGAAGAAUGGUAACAUUGAUGAAGAAUUGGAUGAUGUAGAUGAGGCGGAUGAAGAUUAGAUUAGUUCUCUAGCUUUGAUGUCUCGGGAGGACAAUGGACCAAUCGGGGAAAUUUUUAUUAUUGAAAUUGAAAUGUUGCUGUGGAUGAGAGGAAGAUUAGGUGUGAAACUAUGAACCAGUUUGGCAAGUUUGAAAUUGGAAAUGGAAAUUGGAAAUUGAGAUCGAAAUGUAGUGUGGACAAUUUGGAUGAAAAUUGAGAAAUGGAUCUUUGAUGUCUUGGGAGGAGAAUGGAUCAAUAUAGCAAAAUUUGAAUUUGAAUUUGAAUUUGAAAUAAAUAUGAGAUGGAUUACGACUGAAAAUGACAUAUCAUAUCUAAUAUCAAAAUAAACAAAAUUUACCAUUUAAAUUUAAAUUCUAAUUCAAAUUUGAAUUAGAAAUCGAAAAUGUUGCUUUGGGUAAAGAUUGAUGAAGAUUAGAGAUGGUGCAAUAAAAAAAAAGAAUAAAUAUGGUUAUUUUGAAAAUAGAAUUUGAAAUUGAAAUGUUGCUUUGGAUGAGAUGAAGAUUAUCAAAUGAUAUCAAAUGAUAGAGGAGAAGGGACCAAUAUGGAAAUGUUAACAUUGAGACUUGAAAUUGAACUUGGAAUUCAAAGUUGAAUUGGAAUUGGAAAUGUAGAUUUUGAUAAACUGCAUGAUGAUGAGAGAUGGAGGAGAAUGGACAAAUAAUGUAAUUAUAAGAUUGAAAUUGAUAAUGAAACAUAACAAAAUUUAAAUUUAAAUUUAAAUUAUAAUGUAACUCGCUUAGGAAUGUCAGAGAUGCAGCUAUCGAUUUAUCGAGAAGAAUGAAUCAAAUAGUAAUUUUGAAAUUAAUUGAAAUUGAAAUGAAUAAUUGACAUAUUUAAGUAUUUGUAUGUAACUUCGGAUUGAAUAGAGGAAGAUUUGAAAAUCGACCUAUCAUAUGUUUAGAAGAGUGGACCAAUAUGCUAAUUUUACAUAUGAAAUUAGAAUUGAAAAAAUUAAAUUAAACUCUAGCUGUGUAUCAGAUUUAUUAACUGGUAAAUUUGAAAUGAUAUCCAAGAAUUAAUUUGAUUUGGAUUUAGGUUAACAAAAUUUGCUGCCUUUUAGAUCGAUUGUUCCAGGGUAAAACAAUUAGAUUUCGGAUUUCAGCAAUUUGUAAUUUAAGUAAAUGUUAAUUUUCCUGGAAUAGGUUGUGGGAAAUUGUGCUGCAUGUAAGUAGAUUAAACAUCUGCAUAUUUUUUAAUUUUAAUGAAACAAAACACAUUCUCUUGAAGAGCAGUGUAUAAAAGCUCAUUUGCUUAAAGGAGUGAAAGUACACUUGUAUGCAGUUGAUGAUUAUGUAACAAUAGCAGGAAAUAUUUCUGAUUAAUCUCUGAUACUUUGCCUGUAAUUGAUGAACCUGGUGCAAUAAAUUACACAGCCAGUGAAUGUAAAAAGGAAAUUAUAUUAGCACUGUGAAUUUUAAAUAUAUAAUUGCUCUCAUGAGAAUAUUGUUACAUACACUGUUAUAUCUGAUGUAAUAUUAUUUACAAACACUGUUAAAUUUUUACAUUCACUUUUACAUGAUUGAUAUGUGACUUUGUUAUAAACAGUGAUGGACAACACUGUUGCAUGAUAAAUCUGAUGUAACAUUGUUACAUCUGAUGUGACAUUGUUACAUCUGAUGUGACACUGCUACAUCUGAUGUGACAUUCUUACAAACACCAUUACAUCUUACAGUAUGUAACAUUGCUACAAACACUGUCAUAUCUGAUGUAAUAUGUUUACAACCACUAUUACAUCUGAUAUAACAUUGCUACAAACACUGUCAUAUCUGCUGUCACAUUGUUACAUACACUGUUACAUCUGAUGUAUUGCUUUAGAUAGCUAUGUUAACAAUUUAGGAGAUGAGGUAUGACCACUGGCUAAUUGACAGUAUGAAAGCAUACUAGGUCCGUGAUGAAAGCGUGGUUAGGAAUGACUAAAUCGAGUUGCCAAGAUAGAAUAAAAUUAUAAGUAGGUUUUGCUCUUUUAUAAAAUAAACUGAUAUACCAGUAUGUUAUGAGUUUUGAUUAGCCAAGUGUUUUAAAGACAUCUUUGUGGGACAUGUGAACCAAAAUAAUUCCUUUUUUGUUUGUUUCCAUAUUAGGUGGAGUUUUUGUAAUCGCAAAAGCAGUCUGACCUUUGCAAGUGAAUGUCAGAGUGAUGUGGCAGGUUACAUGUGAUUUUGGGGAUGCUUCGAUUAUUUUGAUGGGAUAGAGUAAGGUAGGGUAUUUUUAAUGGAAGUUGCGCAUCAAGUAAUGAUGAAGCAGCAGUUUUUGGGAGGUGGUGAAUCAUAGAUCAUGCUGACCCCUACUCUGAUGAUAA
Molecule: messenger RNA, 5137 nt
Organism: Strongylocentrotus purpuratus (purple sea urchin)
Lineage: Eukaryota; Metazoa; Echinodermata; Echinoidea; Camarodonta; Strongylocentrotidae
Product: ABC transporter B family member 1
Exons: 15
Coding region: 444-2837 (797 amino acids)
Biological process (GO): transmembrane transport
Cellular component (GO): membrane
Molecular function (GO): ABC-type oligopeptide transporter activity; ATP hydrolysis activity; ATP binding
Source: RefSeq, a predicted model, not a curated record